Molecule: messenger RNA, 1062 nt
Organism: Caenorhabditis remanei
Lineage: Eukaryota; Metazoa; Nematoda; Chromadorea; Rhabditida; Rhabditidae
Exons: 1
Coding region: 1-1062 (353 amino acids)
Source: RefSeq, a predicted model, not a curated record
AUGAAGAGGAGUGCUGUAGACAAUGUGAUUGAAGAAAAUUUGAAAAAGGCUAAACGAGAAAUGCCUAAAGAGGAAAAAGAAAGUAUUCUCGCAAUAUUAAAUGAAAAGGAAAAAAUGAAAAGUGCUCAAAACACACCAGUAGUACAGAGUACUGAAGCUGUUAAACAAUCACCAGUGCCAACACCAACAUCAGUGCCAACACCACCCGUGCCGCCGCCAAAGAAGAUUGAAGAAGAAAAAAAGACAACCCCCGCACCAAAGAAGAUUGACGAAAAGAAGAUUGACGAAAAGAAGGUUGAGUUGAAAGAAGAAAAGCAGACUGAGCAGAAAAAGAUUGAACCGAAACAAGAAAAGAAAGUUGAAGAAAAGAAAACUGAGCAGAAAGAAGAAAAGAAGGUUGACGAAAAGAAGCCAGAUGUGAUCAAGAAGCCCCCACUCAAGAAACCUGAAGAACCAAAACCAGUUAUCGCUUUGAGUCCUGAGAUGAAACAAUCAAUGGCCGAGUAUGCUGCAAUUGCAAAUAAUGUCUUGAAUCGACCUAACGAUGCCACAACUUAUAGGAACAUGAUGGAAGAGUUUGAACGUAUAAGAUCUCUAGUUUCUGUAGACAAACCCGACUAUGAUACUAACCAAUACCUUGGUUUUACAGUGCAAGAUGGAAAAGUGAAAAUUAACUUUUUGAAUCCUGCAGAAGUAUUAUUCGUAGAGUUUGAUAAGGCUUGUGGCUAUUUUUUGGGUUUUGAGGAUACUAUUGUUAGAGAAAGUAGUGUUGCCCCACAUAAAGUGGAUUUCUUUGGAGAUGUUAGUGUAAUCUACCUAUAUUCUGACCUUGUAGAUCCAAUCAUUGUUGGUAAUAGGAAGAGUAAUCUACUUUCUGUUAUCCCGUGUACUGGCAAGUAUGGCUCUAUAAUCUACUACACAGUGCCUAACCUAAGAUAUGUUCCACUCAUAAACAGUAAUAUUGAUAGUAUACGUAUUGAACUUCUCACUGAUGGCGGUGACCCCAUACCUUUUAGCUGGGGUACCACUAUAGCAGUCCUUCACUUUAAAAAGAUAAAGUAG